CGCUGCUGUGUUGAAGGCAGACAGAGGAGCGCAGGAGCGGGGUUCGGGCUGUGCAGUGGCCGCCCAGCUGCCUUCAGCAUUCAUUCGAUUUAUAACAAUUAAAAUCAGAUUAUACGAGUGAUUUCGGGGUAUUACUCGUCGAUCGAGUGACUUGUUGAAACCGGCGCGGUUGCUAAGCACCAGCCCGUUUUCGGUUAGCAGCUGGUGUGUGAUAUGAAUUUCGGGCAGCGCAGUGAGACGGAGCCGCAGUAGCGUCGGUGUGUCGCGUUCUCUCAGUGAUUAUUAUUAAUAUUGUUAUUAUUAUUUUCAUUAUUAUUAUUAUUUGCUAAACUGGCUGUCAGGGAUCACUCAUCUUCGGACGCGAAUAUACUCUCUUUAUAGAUUAGAAUGAUAAAAUUAUCCAGCAUUACGGAUUUUUUUUGGUGGGUUUUUACCGUUUGAACAUCGGCUAGUUGGUGAAAACCAGGCGACAUCCUCCUGAGCUAGCCUGUUAGCCAAGUUACCUCCUGUAACUUCGGUCUGACUUACCCCUAAACUUUUUAUUAUUUUUUUAUUUUUUAAGGACAGGUUUAUCUUGGAUUUAUUCUGGAUUCUUGAUGUGAAAAUACAGAUUGAACAUUGUAUCAACAUCAACAAGAGCUUCCUGUAUUUCACGCUAACAGGUCUGGAUUUUCUUUCUGGCCUAACUUUCAAGUUAGAAAUAAUUUUUGUUUUUUUUUCAUCGUUUUUGUUUUUAUAAGUUAAAUUUGAUAGAGAUACGAAUUUCCAGCAUCGAUUUCGUUUUGUUUUUCGAAAGGAAAAGAGAGGAGAAAAAACGUUAGCAGGGUUGCUAACUAGUUAACAGUACUGUAGUGGUUAGCCUGCUGCGGUUAUUUGUUACGUUUACUAGUUAGUUAGCUAAGAAAGCUAGCAAACGGCACAAGGAGGUGUGAUAUUCAUCAUCUGAUUUGAAAGAAGAAGAAAGAAAAGGGAACUUCAUGAACAGGUCAAGGCAGCUAAUUAUGAGUUGACUAGUCCAGGUCUCCAGGCUUGCUGUGCAAGUUAAGCUGAUCUGGCAGUGGACUUCGGACAGAAAACAACACCGAUGUCACUUCUGAUUGAGUUUUUUAGAGCUGUGAACUCGUAAAAAUAUAAAUAAGAAGAUUGAAAAUGACAACGCGGAAUCCAAUGCUGUCAGUCAUCGAGCACUCAUCUAGCCAGGCUCACUCCGACUUUAAGGCCGGCGGUCGCUCCAACAUGCCUCGCGGCCGCAACUCGCUGGCCACCGCAGCCGACGACCAGCCGCACAUCGGUAAAUACCGGCUGCUGAAGACCAUUGGAAAGGGGAAUUUCGCAAAAGUCAAACUGGCUCGGCACGUCCUCACCGGCAAAGAGGUGGCUGUAAAAAUCAUUGACAAGACUCAGCUCAACUCCUCCAGUCUCCAGAAGCUUUUUCGGGAAGUGAGGAUCAUGAAGCUGUUAAAUCACCCAAAUAUCGUGAAACUGUUCGAGGAGAUAGAAACCGAGAAGACACUUUACCUGGUUAUGGAGUACGCCAGUGGAGGAGAGGUGUUUGAUUACCUCGUCGCACAUGGCAGAAUGAAAGAGAAAGAAGCCAGAGCCAAAUUUAGACAGAUUGUUUCAGCAGUGCAGUACUGUCACCAGAAGUUCAUCGUUCAUAGAGAUCUUAAGGCUGAAAACCUGCUCCUGGAUGCUGACAUGAACAUCAAGAUCGCAGAUUUUGGCUUCAGUAACGAGUUCACCCUGGGCAACAAGCUGGACACGUUUUGCGGCAGCCCCCCGUACGCAGCUCCAGAACUCUUCCAGGGAAAAAAGUACGACGGGCCAGAAGUGGACGUGUGGAGUUUGGGGGUCAUCCUGUACACACUGGUCAGCGGCUCGCUUCCUUUCGACGGACAGAACCUGAAGGAGCUGCGCGAACGCGUUUUAAGAGGGAAGUACCGAAUACCGUUCUACAUGUCCACGGAUUGUGAGAACUUGCUGAAGAAAUUUCUUAUCCUCAACCCCACCAAGAGAGGGAGCCUUGAGCAGCAGAUCAUGAAGGACCGGUGGAUGAACGUGGGCUAUGAGGACGAUGAGUUGUUGCCUUACAUCGAGCCUCAGCCCGACUACAAGGACCCCAAGAGGACAGGUCAGCACCCCGGCAGUGCAGGGGGUUGGAAGAGAGAUAUCAUGCUACAAAUGGGAUACAGUCAAGAGGAGAUACAUGACUCCCUUAUCAACCAGAAGUAUGAUGAAAUCAUGGCAACUUACUUAUUACUGGACUACAGGAAUUCAGAGCUGGACGAUUUCUCAAUAAAGCCCCGCCCAAGCAUCGACCUCACAAACAAUGCCCAAUCACCUUCUCACAAGGUACAACGCGGUACCUCGAACCAGAAGCCGCGCCGAUCGACAGACCAAAGUUUGUCUGUGCCGGUUAAGCGCACUCAGGGUGACAGUAAGCACAUCGCUGAAGACUACGGGAGAAAAAGCUCAGGCAGCUCGGCUAAAGUUCCUCCAAGCCCGCUGAGCACAGCCGACCGAAAGAAAACCCCGACCCCGUCCACCAACAGCAUCCUUUCAACUGGUACGAGUCGUGGGAGAAGCUCUCCAGGUCCUGAGAGAUCUACUCUGGGCGUACAGAAUGGCAAGGACAGGAAGGGGUUUGUGGAUGUUUCUCCCCCCAGCUUGAGCACACCAGGGUCCCGUGCCUCUACCGCAUCGGCAGCUGCUGUUCUAACUCCCUCUUCUUCCUCCCGCCCCCGCCAUCACAAGUCCCUGUCCACCUCUGCCCACCCCAACUCCCCAGACCUCCAUGCACAUCUGCCCAGCGGUGUUCCACAAAGAGUGUCUCCUUCAACCAACAACAUAAGCAACUCCACGGUAGCAGACCGCACCAACUUCCCAAGAGGGGUGACGAGCAGAAGCACUUUCCACGCAGGCCAACAGAGAGCCUCACGCGACCAGCACGCCUCGACCUACAAUGGGCCCCCGGCCUCACCGGCGCUCUCUCACGGGAACAGCCAGGUCCGUCGCACCGGUACUGGCAUCUUCAGCAAAUUCACCUCCAAAUUUGUGCGCAGAAAUCUCUCAUUCAGAUUCCCCAGAAGGAGCCCGUAUGAGGGAGAGGGUCGAGAUGAGGCCAGCAGACCCAUGUUGAGCACUGCAGAAAAGCAGGAGAAAGGCGUCCAGGGAUCAACGGUGGAUGAAAACAGGGACUCAGUGUCAUCCUCCUCUCCAGUGUCCAGCACGCCGUCCUCCACCCAGUCCUCCAAGGAUGUCAAGCCGCGUUCGCUGCGCUUCACCUGGAGCAUGAAGACCACUUCGUCCAUGGAGCCCAACGAGAUGAUAAAGGAGAUCCGGAAAGUCCUGGACUCCAACAACUGCGAUUACGAUCUCCGCGAGCGCUUCAUGCUGCUCUGCAAGUCAGGGAAUCCUUCGCACGACGACUUCGUCCAGUGGGAGAUGGAGGUGUGCAAGCUGCCACGCCUCUCCCUCAACGGCGUGCGCUUCAAACGCAUCUCGGGCACCUCCAUCGCCUUCAAGAACAUCGCCUCCAAGAUCGCCAACGAGCUUAAGCUGUGAGCAUUGAAAUUAUGUGAUUUGGGGAUGAAGCUAAAAACCUAACUUUGGCAGAUGAGAGAGCUGGAGCCCAGAUGUGCGUUAGGAGAAAAUGGACAAAGUGGCGCCAUCAGAAGCGGGGACAGUGAAGUGGUUAAAGAUUGUAAAUGAUGCAGGAUGGUUAGCACAGUCGGGCGGGAGAGGUUGGCGUGUGUAUAGAUGUUUUGAGGGCCGCCUUGAUUUUAUUUAAAUUUUUUAUUUUUUUGGUGGGAGGUGUUUCCUUGGUUUGGGUUUUCUGUCCCCACAUCACCCUCCCCCCACACACCUGUAUUUUGUUGUCAUCAUUUAUUUGUGGCAAUUUUGUUUUGUUUCCAGUUUUGUGGUUUCUCCUUGCUCUGUUCAAACAGUAUAGUGAUGGAGGAAGGACUUUAUGUAAUUAUUGAACUGAAAAGUGUUUGCUGGUUAUUCUUAUACUACAAACUCGAAAACCAGCAACUGUCUCAACACGCUGUAAUCCCCAAUCCCCAACGUUACUUGAUUUUCUUACUUCCAGUUCCAGAUUACUGUUUAUGAACAGAGAGGUAGAUUGGUGGUUCUGACACUGAAUGUACAGCACGCUUAGUGAUGAGUAACUGAGACUGAAGUACUACGCACACUUUAUUAGAGCCAUAGUGGAAUCUGAAUAUUCACUCAUCUUGCUGUGGUUCACAUUCUCAGCCUUUACACUCACGUGUACAUCACAGUAAUGUGUCUGGUCUGAUCUGAUCUGAUCUGGUCUGGUCUGGUCUGGUCUGGUCUGGUCUGAUCUGAUCUGGUCUGGUCUGGUCUGGUCUGGUCUGGUCUGGUCUGGUCUGGUCUGGUCUGGUCUGGUCUGGUCUGGAAAAGUGCAGACUUGAACCUUCAGUGCUCCGAAGGUGGAUCAGCUUUCAGCACUCUAAGCCCAAAUAGGUUUAUUUCUUUUCCUGCUGCACGGGUCAUAUCUCAAAAAAAAAAAAAAAACUAAUUAAGGGCCAAUUAAGUAAUUAUUGGUGGAUUGUAGUGUAAUUAAGAGUUGCUGGUUGGUUUCAAUGUGCUGCACUGGAAUGAGUCUGUGUUUUGUUGCCUUUUUUUCUGGAGAAGAUUAUAUUAUAAGAAUAAAAAAAGUUGAAUGA
This is a messenger RNA of Clarias gariepinus (North African catfish), 4691 nucleotides long. It is a transcript of the gene mark2a, whose product is annotated as MAP/microtubule affinity-regulating kinase 2a. Gene Ontology annotation, biological process: intracellular signal transduction; protein phosphorylation; microtubule cytoskeleton organization. Lineage: Eukaryota; Metazoa; Chordata; Actinopteri; Siluriformes; Clariidae. The record is from RefSeq and is a predicted model, not a curated record. The transcript has 19 exons. Bases 1150 to 3564 code for a protein of 804 amino acids. Gene Ontology annotation, cellular component: cytoplasm. Gene Ontology annotation, molecular function: tau-protein kinase activity; protein serine/threonine kinase activity; ATP binding.